Papilio xuthus (Asian swallowtail) is the source of this 2886-nucleotide messenger RNA. RefSeq names its product sid-1-related gene1 (gene Sir-1). The record is from RefSeq and is a predicted model, not a curated record. Gene Ontology annotation, biological process: RNA transport. NCBI's taxonomy places the organism in Eukaryota, Metazoa, Arthropoda, Insecta, Lepidoptera, Papilionidae. Gene Ontology annotation, cellular component: plasma membrane; lysosome. The transcript has 20 exons. Gene Ontology annotation, molecular function: double-stranded RNA binding; RNA transmembrane transporter activity. Bases 221 to 2596 code for a protein of 791 amino acids.
CAGUUUGACAAUCAUCUAUUUUUGUUGAGUUGUUGAUGCUCGUGUAUAUUUUUAUUCGCAUAUUGAUUUACUUUGAGCUUGUGUUUGUGAAAUUCUAAAUCGUGAGAUUAACAGCUAGGAGAUAAGUUGUAAAUAUUUUGUUCCCUCUUAGGCCUUAAUUUUUCAUUCGGAGUUAUUACAAAAUGAUUCAAGUUGGUUGACUCAAUGAUAAAGCAUUGCGAUGUUUUUGUUUAUACUAAGCUUUCUACUUGCAUUCAGAAAUAAUUGUGAAGCGCAGAAUAAUGCGGGAUAUGAUAAUGUGACUCAUAGAAACUUUAUUUAUGAUACGUAUGAAUAUGAUAAAAUAAUAAGUGUGACAGUGAAUGAGACUACAACACAGAUACUUGACUUUACUGAGGAGUCAAAUAAAUGGCGCGGUUACCCUAGUCGUGUACAUGCCGCAUUAAAUGACACUCUUGAUGGGGAAUAUCCUGUCUUCAUAACAGCAACACAACAAAAGGGAGUUUCAUCAUGGGAAUUACCAUUAGUGGUGGCGACAUCAAAUGCUGUGCUGCAAUUCGACGACAUGGCGAGGACUUUAUGCCCACAUGAUGCUGGAUCCAAUAUAACAUCAGAGAAUCGUCCAAUGAUAGAAAUAACGACAGCAAAUCCUCGCAACACGUCUGUUAAUAUAAAACUACGGAGAGUUACUGAUUUCUACGUAGAAUUAGAUAAGGAGGUACCACUAAAUGUGACGCCGAGUACACCGAAAUAUUAUUAUUUCUCAUUUGACAAGGAUCCAUUGAACGCGAGUCAUAUUGAUAAAUCUAUAUUACCAAGGUUUAAUUACACGAUACCAAAAAGCGUGAUGUUGAUGAUUGAAUCUGACGACACAGUAUGUGCUGUAGUUUCCAUACAAAACAACUCGUGCCCAGUAUUUGACAAUGAAAAGGACAUGCUCUAUCAAGGAUAUCAUCUGACCAUGAUGACUAAAGGCGGCAUUAUAAUUACUCAAUCAAUGUUCCCAGUGGGUUUCUAUAUAGUGUUUAUAGUGAAGGAAAAUAAUGCGGACUGUACUGGCAUCAGUAUCGAUAGUGCUUCCAGCUUGCAAGAUUGGAUAGUUGAUGGUCGGGUGAAGAAUUUUAGAUUCCGCGUGGUGCCUGCGUUGACGUACACAGAGUAUAUAUCGGGAGUGUUGGCAGCAUUUGCUCUUGUGCUUAUAGUUGCUAUAUUUGCACCACUUUUGACUUUAUUAAGAUGUAACUUUACUGAAGAAAUAACAAUUAUAGAGGAUGAGCCGGGGCCGUCGUCUUCAGUGAAUGUGACGUCCAGUGAGACGCAGCCUAUCGCGCACACAGAUGAUUCAGAUUCAGAAGUGGAUUUGGAAGCAGAAAAAGAGCCAUUGCCCCAGGAGAUAGUGCUCAGUCCCCCGCUGACGCUGGCGGGGCUCAGCAGGGCGAAGCCCGGCGCGCAUAGCAGGCGCUCUGAUAGGUACUUUUGGAGUGCUCUCACAGUGGCCGUGGUAUACGCUUUGCCAGUUGUUCAACUGCUAUCUACUUACCAACGUAUGGUGUUCCAAACUGGUAACCAGGAUCUAUGUUACUACAACUUCCUGUGUGCUCACCCGCUGGGCUUCCUGUCUGACUUCAACCACGUGUACAGUAAUGUGGGCUACGUACUGCUAGGCCUGGUAUUCAUGGCGCAGACUUGGUGGCGACAGAUCAGACCUGCUAAUCAUCCAAAGAAUCUCGGUAUACCUCAACACCACGGUCUAUUCUACUCGAUGGGUUUGGCGCUGAUGAUGGAAGGUCUGCUCUCGGCCUGCUAUCAUCUAUGUCCAAAUAAAAUGAACUUUCAAUUUGAUUCAUCGUUCAUGUACGUGAUAGCAGUACUUGUGAUGGUAAAGUUGUACCAAAACAGGCAUCCUGAUGUAAACGCAAGCGCACACUCAACAUUCAUGCUGAUAGCCGUCGCCAUGUUUAUUGGUUAUUUUGGUAUCACAUAUCCGAGUGUGGCUUUCUGGAUAGUAUUCACAAUCCUGCAUCUCUACGUGUGCUUUAUACUUACUCUGAAGAUAUAUUACGUGGGUCGCUUCAGAUUGGGAUGUUUGAUAUUAAAACGUGCGUGGGUGUCACUGCGCACUCAUGGACGGCGCUCCUUCCUGCCGAGUUACACAGCGCGGGCGGUCCUGCUGGCGGUCGCCAACCUCGCCAACUGGGCGCUCGCUGCUUACGGUAUGUACUCACACAACAAAGACUUCGCGCGCCACCUCUUGGCGAUCCUGAUGGGUAACGCGAUCCUGUACAUGCUGAGCUAUGUGCUGAUGAAGCUGGUGCACCGCGAGCGCAUCCCCGCCUACGUGUGGGUGCAGCUCGCCCUCGCGCACGCAGCCUGGGUACUGGCGUUGCUGCUGUUCCUUGACUCGCGCACCAAGUGGUCGGAAACACCGGCUCAAUCUCGUCAACACAACGCAGCUUGCACUGCCCUGAGAUUCCUCGAUACACACGAUCUGUGGCACCUCGCCUCCGCGGCCGCCAUGUUCUUGUCCUUCAACGCUUUACUGGCCAUUGACGACCCGCUAGUUAACACGCCGCGACAUCUCAUACCUGUAUUCUAAUGUACUGACAUCUCUAUCACAUUAAUGGUCGGUUUUUGAGACCAAAAUCCCCGUAACAAAACAUAUGUGAAAGAUAAUGAAAGUAUGAUAUGUUUUAUACAGAGAUUUUGGUCUCGAAAACCAACGAUAAUUGAAUCAUGGCUGAACUAACGUGGAGUCUGCUACACCUACAUAUAAAGUAGAGGAAUUGAAUUAUAGCUUGACCGGGAAUACAAAAACCCUCGCCAUGAAUGUGAAAAUAUAAUAUCUUUGCGUAAAUCAUAACUGAUUGCAAUAAAGAAGCCGAUGGA